GUAAAGUGUCUGUGUGUGCUUAUGUUCCUGAGCUUCCCGGUCUCCAUGGCUGAGAUCCCCGGACCAUGCAGGCACUCUAUAACUAGGGACCACCUGCUGACACUCAAACAUCUGAUGGAUAACCAAUUGAGAAGCGGGUGCUCAAUAACCUACACAUUCAUCGAACAGAAAUCUUUGAGCAAGUGUUGCUUUGUGAAAGCUGCCUUACCCUGGAUAUUGGAGCUCCUCACCACCCACUUCAAAUAUAACAGGGGUUCAGUCAACUACACCUAUGUUCAGUCUUUGAGGGCACUCAUCCUCAACAUCUACUCCCAGAAAUGUGUUCCUCAGAUCAACGAGGAGAUUGAGGACAAGCCAGAGAGUUUUGAAGUGCUUUACAGGGGAUCCCCUACAGAGGCGCUGCAGAGAGCUUCGGGAGUGCUGUCUGUAUACUUGGAGCUGGUAAAGACAAGUGACGCACCAUUGGACUGGAGUUGCCAGUAUGAAUACUCAAAGUUGUUUGGUUCAAGCACAGAGCAACCAAAAGCGUCCCCCACACAAGGCUGCACAGACAGUUAUGUUACGAGGUCACAGAAAGCCUCUCAGAGGAGACCAAUGAGAGACCUAUACAAGCUUGGCUUCGUCAUCGCCUCCAUCUUCGGAGCACUACUGCUCCUAUUUACUCUCUUCUGUCUAAUCACACAAAAGUGUCGAGCAAAGAUGUUUUACCGCCACAUUCAGGAUAAUCUGGAUAUUGCCUUGUUGACCAAAACGAACACUGAACAAAGCUGGCAGCAACACUUGGCCCACGUGGCCCCUUCUUGGCCCCUGCUUCAGAAAAAUCCUUGA
Nerophis lumbriciformis (worm pipefish) is the source of this 828-nucleotide messenger RNA. The record is from RefSeq and is a predicted model, not a curated record. NCBI's taxonomy places the organism in Eukaryota, Metazoa, Chordata, Actinopteri, Syngnathiformes, Syngnathidae.